AUGGCUUUAAUCUCUGAAACUUCCGAUGACGUUUCUAACGGCAGCGAUCCAAACAAGGAUCCCGAAGAUCUCCACAAGAAACCGCAAGAAGAAGAAGAGAAUCAAAACGAGAAACCGAAAGAAGAAGAACAAGUAGAGAAUCUUGCUCCGAUUCGUCGACGAGACAUCCCAGUGAUACUCAUAGAAAGAACCGUCACACUCAUCCGGAGAUGUCAUUACCCGAGGCUAUCUCUAAUCUCCAAAGCCUUCCGUCACGUAAUCUCUUCAGAGCAUCUCUUCGUAACGCGCUCGAGCCUCGGCUUGACUGAACCGGUUCUUUAUACCUUGAUCUCGUUCCCACCUUUUGAGGCCCCAAGCUGGUUCAUUCUCCAUCGGAGCAACAUGUCUUUACGGUUGAGCAGAAUCAGUUCACUUCCUCCGAUGUUUCCUGGAUACACUGCCGUCACAAUCGGACACAAGAUUUACGUUAUGGGUGGACGCGUCGGUUUAAAUCAACCCGUAAAUACUGUCAUCGUCAUCGACUGUAGAUUCCAUAAGUGGAAAUAUAUCCAGAGUAUGAAAAGGGAACGUUGCUACGCAGCCUCCGGAGUCAUUGACGGAAUUAUUUACGUGGUGAAGGGGAUUUGGGAAACUUUGCCUGGUCCAUUCUCUUCCGUUGCUAGUUCGAGCGGAUUUUUUCCUAUACAUGUGGUUUUGGAUAAUAAGAUCUACAUGUUGGAUGGUCAGCAUUGUUUGGCUUACGAUCCCAGACUACGUAGAUGGCAGAAUUGGGGACCUGAAAGUCCACAGAGGCAUUAUUGGUACGCGUGCUCUUGUGUGGUUGAUGAUCUGUUGUAUGCCAUUGUUCCUCAGUGGUGUCUUGCUGGGUCUCUCAUUGUCGUGUAUGAUCCAAGGGAUAUGGUUUGGAGACCUGUCAAGGGUGUAGAUGAUUUUCCUAGUCCCGGUUAUCUUGAGUCUAGAAUGGCAAGCUUUGGUGGGAAGUUGGUGAUAUUGGGAUGGCAUCAAACCAAGAAUAGUUGUGCUCGUGACUCGGAAAAAAUCGUUAUGUGUGUAGAGGUUGCGUUGGGGAGACGUGAAGAUGGGGAUAUAUGGGGGAAGGUCGAAUCAACCUCACCUGUGCAUUCAUCAUUCAGCUGGCCUAUCAUUGAUAUUUCUCGAACUGUUACGGUUUGA
Messenger RNA from Camelina sativa (false flax), 1173 nucleotides. Lineage: Eukaryota; Viridiplantae; Streptophyta; Magnoliopsida; Brassicales; Brassicaceae. The record is from RefSeq and is a predicted model, not a curated record.